UCAGGGACGAGCUGACCGCCGCCGAAACAACAGCAACCCGCUCUCAUGAAUCCAUUCUGCUCCGGUCUUUCCACGACAUAACUUCUUUUCAUGAGAAGCCGCUACACUCGCUGCUUGUCAGCCUUGAAGCCUGCGAUUCCCGACCGUUGCGGCCGCUACAAAUAUAUCGAAUUUGAAGCGAGGGGCUCAUCUAGGACGUCUAAGAAGAGAAUACCUCAAUCACGGUUCGCACUUCUGUAUAAGCGCCAGUGGUUGAGUUUAGAGCAUUGGGAUCUGCUCUGCUUCGCGCCCGGCGUCGUCUGUUCACGGAUCCCGAAUUACCACUGCUCACACCUCCAACCUCUUGUGCCAUAACCCUCAGCGGCGGCUCUUGACGGCCGAUCCGUACGCACCAGCACCGCCCUCAAGAUAAAAGGAUAAUCAGACGAUGGCUAUGGAGACUUCAAACGGCGGGCCGGCAGCACCGGCUGCACAACCCCAAGCGCAGAUCCAGCCAUGUCGGUACAAGACGGGAAAGACACUGGGAGCGGGCAGCUACUCGGUCGUGAAGGAAUGCGUGCACAUAGACACGGGUCGGUACUAUGCGGCGAAAGUGAUCAACAAGCGCCUGAUGGCCGGGAGGGAACACAUGGUCAGGAAUGAGAUCGCCGUGCUGAAGAAGGUAUCCAUGGGACACAGGAACAUCCUCACGCUCGUCGACUACUUUGAAACCAUGAACAACCUCUACCUCGUCACCGACCUCGCCCUCGGCGGCGAGCUGUUCGAUCGCAUCUGCCGCAAGGGCAACUACUACGAGUCGGACGCCGCCGACCUGAUCCGCGCGACGCUUUCCGCCGUGGCCUACCUGCACGACCACGGCAUCGUGCACCGCGACCUCAAGCCCGAGAACCUGCUGUUCCGCACGCCCGAGGACAAUGCCGACCUGCUCAUCGCCGACUUUGGCCUCUCGCGCAUCAUGGACGAGGAGCAGUUCCACGUCCUGACGACCACAUGCGGCACGCCAGGUUACAUGGCGCCCGAGAUAUUCCGGAAAACGGGCCAUGGGAAGCCAGUGGACAUCUGGGCCAUCGGCGUCAUCACCUACUUCCUACUCUGCGGCUACACGCCCUUCGACCGGGACUCGAACCUCGAGGAGAUGCAGGCCAUCCUCGUGGCCGACUACUCGUUCACCCCGCUCGAGUACUGGAGCGGCGUCUCGAACACGGCAAAGGAUUUCAUCCGCCGCUGCCUCACCGUCGACCCGGCCGCCCGCAUGACGGCCCACGAGGCGCUGUCGCACCCGUGGAUCGCCGACCUCGGUGGGCGGCCCGCGGGCGCGGAGGAGGAGCAGGAUCUGCUGCCCACGGUGAAGAAGAAUUUCAAUGCAAGGCGCACGCUGCAUGCGGCUAUUGAUACGAUUAGGGCGAUUAAUCAGUUGAGGGCGGGCGGGGCGGCGGGGCUCAUGGAUGGGGUGAGGUCGAGUGAGCCGAGGAGGGGGGCGCCGCCGGCGAAUGCGAAUGUGAAUGUGGAUGUGCCGCAGCCGGAGGAGGAGGGGCCGGAGCCUAUGGAGGUGGAUGGUGGAGGGGAAGUGCACAUGGGGAUGGGGAUGGAUAGUCGGGGGAAUGGGCACGGGCAGACGGAGGAGAUGAUACGGGAGCAGGAGAGGAGGAUUAGGGAGACGCAGAGGGGGAUGUGGGGCGGGCGGUAGUGAAUAUUUGUUUCCUUUUUUUCUUUUGCUUUUGGACUCGGAUACCUCUUGCAGGCGACUUCUUACCUUUGCUUCUCUUUCUAAACAGGACCGCCUCGGAAUCUACAUACAUAUAUACAUAGAUACAAUAU
Molecule: messenger RNA, 1818 nt
Organism: Westerdykella ornata
Lineage: Eukaryota; Fungi; Ascomycota; Dothideomycetes; Pleosporales; Sporormiaceae
Product: calcium/calmodulin dependent protein kinase-like protein
Exons: 3
Coding region: 428-1687 (419 amino acids)
Biological process (GO): protein phosphorylation; cellular response to oxidative stress
Molecular function (GO): calmodulin binding; calcium/calmodulin-dependent protein kinase activity; ATP binding
Source: RefSeq, a predicted model, not a curated record